Messenger RNA from Phycomyces blakesleeanus NRRL 1555(-), 1101 nucleotides. RefSeq lists its product as hypothetical. The transcript is spliced from 3 exons. The record is from RefSeq and is a predicted model, not a curated record. Bases 1 to 1101 code for a protein of 366 amino acids. NCBI's taxonomy places the organism in Eukaryota, Fungi, Mucoromycota, Mucoromycetes, Mucorales, Phycomycetaceae.
AUGUCAGCUUUUCUUUCGAGUGUGUUGUCGGGUGGGUCUGCAGCGGCAUCUCUACUCGCUGCUAUUCCAGCUGUAUCUGCCGUUCAGACUUCGGCUAGCUCAACCAAUACUGCUCAAGAUGCGCGCAUGAGUCAACACACAGGAAUUGAUCAGCCAACAACCACCAAUUUUCCUACAGCUACGGUAACCAAUGCUGCUUCUAAGCCCACAGAGCCUCCCAUGCAAGAAACUACUAGAAUAACAGAAAAGACGGAAGAAAAGCCUGCCAGGACAAGAGACAGAAACCAAUCUGCCGCACCAGACCAAGGGAAUAAUAAAACAAUAGGCCCAGAGAUAGAUCCUUAUUCCAGAAACAAUGAAUCUGGUCCAAAGCCUAGGCCAAACAAGAUGGUCUUUACAUCUUCUGGAAAACCUGUGGUUGCCAUCACAUCGUCUGGCACAAAGAUUAUUACCUACACAUCAACAUCAUAUGUUGUGUUUCCCACCACUAUCACAAACACAGACUUCGAGAAGCACCCAAAUUACAGAUCUCAUAACAGAUCGGCUGUAGUCGGAGGAGUAAUUGGUGUGGUUCUAUUGCUUUGCUUGAUCGUUCUAUUGGGAUGCUGUAUCAUUAAACGUAAGAAAAACAAACGAAACAGUGAUUUCUAUACCAAUGCUAAAGGAGAUGGGAUAUUUUAUCCUUCUCCUUUGCAUGAAAGUCACGGUGAUUACAUUAUGGAAGGAAGCAGUAUGAAAAGCGGACGGCCUAUGUCUGUAGCCAAUUCUUCCUCAACUCCAAAGCAGGUCCGAGCAUUUGUUGCCCCUCCACCAAUAACACCUAUAAUGGAAGCAACUGUAUAUCCAUACCAGACAAUGCCACCUUCACCAAGUGCACAGAAUACAUACUAUGAAGGCAAUGGUAUACGUGGAUCAGCUUAUGGACAAUACCCGCUUACUACAGAUCAUAAUUUGCAGCAAAACCUUUACCCAGCUCCCAAUUACGAUCAGCAAUACUACUCUCCUAACGUUGUGGAAUAUCAUUCUGCUGGAUAUUAUCAACCACAACAUGAUAGUUAUACGCCCGGAUACACACACAACGUUCCUCAUUCCAGAGAUUAA